Lecanosticta acicola is the source of this 612-nucleotide messenger RNA. The record is from the annotation of a GenBank genome assembly. NCBI's taxonomy places the organism in Eukaryota, Fungi, Ascomycota, Dothideomycetes, Mycosphaerellales, Mycosphaerellaceae.
AUGUCUACACUGCUAGACAUGACCCCAGCUGCAUAUCGACAACAGCUAAACAACACCACCACAUCACUCAAACCGGAAACACUAACCAUCACCCUCCUCAUCUGCGACGCCCCAACAAGACGCCUCCUGACAAUCCUCCCAGUCUCGAAGAAGAAGAAAACCCCCGCACACCCCUUCCUCCCGGAAACGACGACUUCUUCUUCCUCAUCAACAACAAGCACGAUCCGAUCCGAAAUCAACCGCCUCAUGCAGACAUGGACCAGUCUUCCCGCCACGGGGUAUGCGAUCCACACACCCCCUCUUCACGUGGACGUCCACGAAGCAGCAGCAGCAGGAGGCCAGUGCUUUUUCCGCGUAGAUAUCACGGAUCGCGACGCCGAUCUGAAUGCGGAGAAGAGUUUGAAAGACGCGCUGCGGGAGGUGGAUGGGGAGAUGAUCGGGUUGGAAUUCCGCUUUGUGAAGACGGUGGGGGAGGUUAAGUGGAGGGGUGCGGAUGCUGAGAGGAUGUUGGUGGAGGAGGUUUUGAGGAAGGUCUUUGGGGAGAUGGAGGCGGGAGAGGGAGGAGGAGGAGGAGGAGGAGAGGGCGAGGAGGUUGAGGGGGGCUAUAUUUAA